AUGACGAAUUCCGAUGCCAUAGACGAUCAAAAAAUUAUUGACGAAGAUGAAGAAAGCCACAAGUUGUGUGUACGUAGAAACAAUGUUAAGAAUCUUGGCAAGCAGCUUGAUGAAUUUUACAAUAGCAUUGCGCCUACAAGUGCAGAGAUUAAAUGUAGGAGAUACGUGUUGAAGUGCUUAGCAAGUGCCAUAGAGUCAGGCAUUCCAAACACGAAGGUCGUACCUUUUGGCAGUUUUAGCACUGAGCUUAUUAUCCGCUCAAGCGAUAUAGACAUUGGAGUGUUGCUUCUUGAUCCGCAGAUGGAGAUGGAGCCUCCAAACAAUUAUUUGGUGAAAAUCAAGAGUAUUCUAUCGAAUCAUAAAAUUGUUGAGAAGAGAUCUAUUUUUCACAUUUGGAGCUCAAGGGUGCCAAUAAUCAAGUUUCGAGAUAGUAUUUUUGGAUUUAAGGUAGAUAUUUCGAUGAAUCAAUCAAAAGGCGUAAAGGCAGCUAGGUUUAUGAACGAUAUUCUGCAAAUGUAUCCGCAAAUGAAGAUGUUUACGAUUAUGCUGAAGUACUUCUUGGCACAAAGAAACCUUUCAGAUGCAUCUACAGGAGGACUGAAUAGCUACUCACAGUUUCUACUAGUCAUGAAUUUUUUUGUGAUGAAGAUGGAUGAGAGUGGGAAAGUAGUUUUUGAUGAUAUUGGUAUGCUAUUUCUUGAGUUUUUUGAGUUCUAUGGAUACAAAUUUGUUAAUUUGCCUCCUCAAAGCGACUCACUGCCAUUAUUGAGAAUAUUCGUCAAGUACGAGUCGAUUCUUUCAAUUGAGGAUCCCACUGAUCCAGGAUGCGAUGUGGCUAUGGCAUGCAAAAAAUAUGUUCAGAUAAAAAGCGCGUUUAAGCGUGCAUUUGUUUUCAUGAGCAUUGCCAUCGAAAAGGAAGACCAUUCAAAAGAUAUUUUGUCAAUAUGGUUCAAUAAAGACAAAAAAGAGGCAUACGAGCGAGAAAGGAUCGACCUAUUGCACUCUGAGAUUUUUAGAUGUAGGCAAUAG
Molecule: messenger RNA, 1029 nt
Organism: Ordospora pajunii
Lineage: Eukaryota; Fungi; Microsporidia; Ordosporidae
Exons: 1
Coding region: 1-1029 (342 amino acids)
Biological process (GO): RNA 3'-end processing
Cellular component (GO): nucleolus; TRAMP complex
Molecular function (GO): poly(A) RNA polymerase activity; mRNA binding
Source: RefSeq, a predicted model, not a curated record